Nerophis lumbriciformis (worm pipefish) is the source of this 1848-nucleotide messenger RNA. The record is from RefSeq and is a predicted model, not a curated record. Lineage: Eukaryota; Metazoa; Chordata; Actinopteri; Syngnathiformes; Syngnathidae.
AUGCUGCACAGGGGGGUGCCCCAGGGGACCAUCCGCGCCCCAUUAACCGGCCUUCAGGGAAAGGAUAAGGGAUUGCUCCACCGCUCCCCGCCACCGCCCACCCACCCGGCCCACCAGCCACUGCUGCAACCCCCCCGACCAACACAGCACACCGCGGGACCCCCACAGCCCACUAUGCCCGGGGCAGGACAGGAUCCCCACUCAGAGUGGGUGACACCCCGCCUACCCAUCGGCACCCAGCCAGCAACAUGCGCCGGGGCCCAAGGAGGAUACUUGGACAUGGAAAUUUGUUGCCUGCUGUUGAUCCUCUUCGGCUUCUCCUCGGCUGAAGAUUAUUACUACACUUCCAUAGGUCAAAUGACACAGCUGCUCUACACAGAGAAGGACUUGUUGGCCUUGCUGGACAAAUACAUUGAUGCUGAGCAGAAGAAACUGGACCAGAUGAAGAGGCUGGCUCAGAAGCUGGCCAACCUCUCGACAUUUACCGUUGAAGACCCCAAAAUCGUCUUGGGCCAUCCUUUGAACUCCUUUGUUUUUCUGAAGAGGCUAAACCGCACAUGGAGUGAGCUGGAGAAUUUAUUGUUUACCGACGUGUCUGAAGAAUUUGUUUACAAUCUCAGAGUCAGGAUGAAAAACUUCCCAGAUGAGGUUGACCAGACAGGUGUGGCCGAAGCCCUUCUGAGGCUGCAGGACACGUACAAGCUAGACACCGACACACUCGCCAAAGGGGACCUUCCUGGAACUUCCAGACUCCUCAGCACCCUUACUGCAGAAGACUGCUUCUUCCUGAGCAUGGUGGCGUAUGAGACGCUUGACUUCUACCACACAGUUCUGUGGCUAUCCCAGGCUCUCCGGCAGCUGGAACAGGGCGAGACGCCCGGAACUGUGAAUGCUGUCACAAUCCUGGACUACCUCAGCUACUCCCUCUACAAGCAAGGAGAUCUGGAGCGGGCCUCCGAGUUCACCAAGCAGCUGCUGAAGAUUGAGCCCCAAAACCAGCGAGCCCUUGAUAACCUCAAGUACUUUGAUUUCCACCUGGAAAAACAAAAGACAGGCCAGGAAACUCCAGAACCCCUCAAGACAGGACGAGCUACUUCCAACCCUGUGUAUGAGCGGCUGUGUCGCGGCGAGAGCUUAGAGUUGACACCAAGAAGACAGAGCAGACUCUUCUGUCGUUACCAUGACAACCACGGCCAUCCCAGCCUCCUGAUAGGUCCUGUGAAAGAGGAAGAGUUGUGGGACCAACCCCGCAUUGUCCGCUACUACGACGUGGCGAACAAUGACGACACUGAAAUAAUCAAAAAGUUGGCCAAACCGAGACUUAUGCGCUCCAAAGUGCGAGACGAAAAGACCAACAAGAUUUUAGCAAUUCCGUCCAGAAUCUCCCAAAACGCCUGGCUGGGCGACUUUGAGUACACGGUUGUGGACAAGCUGGCCAAGAGAAUGGGCGACAUAACAGGCCUAGACACGUCCACCGCAGAAAUGAUGCAGGUGGCCAACUAUGGAGUCGGGGGACAGUACGAACCACAUAUAGACUUUGUAGAGGAUCAUGUUCCAGAACCGUACAAAGAAUUGGGCACAGGAAACCGCAUUGCCACCUGGCUGCUUUACAUAAGUGAUGUACCUGCAGGGGGUGCUACUGUUUUCCCCAGAGCGGGCGCUGUUGCAUGGCCCAUAAAGGGUUCGGCCGUGUUCUGGUACAAUCUUCAACUAAAUGGAAAGGGAGAUUAUCUGACCCAACACGCUGCCUGUCCUGUCCUGGUGGGGAGCAAAUGGGUGGCUAACACAUGGCUGCACGAGCGAGGACAGGAGUUCAGAAGACGCUGUGGUCUGCAAAGUUCCAUCUGA